GGCACCUCCAUGGACCCUCCGGUACCUGAAGCCCUCGAGUCUGGGCCCUGCUCCAAGCCCGAACAGAACCAAAGAGAGGCUCAAGACACAGACCCAGAGGAUGACGUCCAAAUUCAGGCCAAGAGUGCAGAGGAGGAAGACGAGGAAGAGGAGGAUGAAGGAGGAAAGUCCGGGAUGGAGUCAGAGUCCAAGAACCAGGAGCCUUCUCCUGCAGACUGGAUAGAGGAGCGGUUCCGCAUUGACAGGAAGAAACUAGAGACCAUGCUUUAUGGCCCUGCAGAAGGGACCAACCUGACAGGAGAGGAGUUCUUUGAGAAGAUAAUGAGGGAAACUAACACUCAGGUGAAAUGGCCGUCGAAGCUGAAGAUUGGAGCCAAGUCGAAGAAAGAUCCUCAUGUAAAAGUGGAAGGAAAGCGAGACGACGUCCUCGAGGCCAAGCGCAAGAUUCUGGAGCUUUUAGAGACGAAGGUUAAUAAAGUGACUCUAAAGAUGGAUGUAACUCACACUGAACACUCUCACGUGAUUGGUAAAGGAGGUGGGAACAUUAAAAAGGUCAUGGAGGACACGUCCUGUCACAUCCACUUCCCUGACUCUAAUCGGCACAGUGCGACCGGAGAGAAAAGCAACCAGGUGUCCAUUGCCGGACCUGUGCAGGGGGUGGAGUCUGCCAGAAGAUACAUCAGAGACUUGCAGCCUCUGGUGUUGACCUUUGACCUGCCGCUGACCCUGGUGGGUGGAGUUGUCACAGACGCGGGGUCUCCACUGAUUCAGCAUGUAGCGCAGGCGUUUGGAGUGAGUGUGACGUUCAGGACCCAGCCCAAACUCUACUGCUCCACCUGUGUGGUCCGAGGUCUGCAGGGGAAUUGUUCUGCUGUGAAGAAGGCCACCUGUGUCCUCAUGGAGCUCCUUUUGGGCCGAGACGCUGCAGCAGUUGCCGGAGUAACUGGGGUCAUGGUCAGUACUCAGCUGGACGUGACUUCUCAGCAGCAUCUCUUCCUGCUCGGCCAGAAUGGAGCCAACUUCCUCAGCGUGAUGCACCAAACACAGACACAGAUCGUCCUGCCUGACCUCACUGCCCCACAGCACACGCCGUCUCUGCUCAUCCAGGGCACGGCUGACGGUGUCUGUCUCGCGAGACAACAGCUCAUGGACUGCCUGCCUGUGUGUCUGAUGUUCGAAAUGAAGGAGGAAGGCGAGUCAGAUCCUCGGAAACUCGCUCAGAUGAUGCAGAGUCUGGGAGUCUUCAUCAGUGUUAAACCAAAGGCCAAACAGACUGCUAAGUCAGUGGUGGUGAAGGGGUUGGAGAGGAACAUAGCGAGUCUAUAUGAAGCCAGACGUCUCCUGCUGGGCCUGGAAUCCUGCGAAGUGUCAAUGACUGCUAAAAACUCUUGUGAGGUCUCCAUGGCAACCAAGCCCUCCCUGGACCCUCUGCUGGUAAACAGCAGCAUUACAGGCUACUGGUUCAACAUGCUAAUGCAACAGCUUCAACUCACUGAGACAGCCACUGUCCCCACACCGGAUUCAGUGCCCAGUACUGUCCCAGUGAAGCCACGCCCCUCUCCCCCACCCGGAUUAGUUGGUCCUGCAGAUGAGGGACGAAUGGGACUGAGGGGAACGGACACUAAGCUAGAGAAGAUUCCAGAGAGUGAAGACCAGUUAACAAAUGCAGAGAGUAAACAUUCAGAAUUACAGGAGCAAGAGGUCACUGAGGUCAAGGAGGUCAUUGUCAAGCCUGCAGGCUCAGUCAGGAGAAACAGCCAAUCAGAGGCCACCAGAGACCAAAUUCAAGAACAACUACGCAAGCCAUUGACCUCACAGAGCUCUCCAAGGAUGGAGGUAGAUGGUGUGUAUAUUAACAGGGACAGACGCUGCAGUCUUAGAAUCUUUCCCUCUCUGGACUCGAGCUCAAGUAACGAGGUAAGUAAUGAAGAUCACGACUACGAGAGGAAGAAGCUUCUAGCAACUCAAGCCAUGCAGAAAAAGCCAGUGGUGACAGAGGUGCGGACCCCCACUGACACCUGGAGUGGUCUGGGUUUCUCCAAGUCGAUGCCUGCUGAGGCAGUGAAGGAGCUCCGCAGCGUCAGCCGCCGCUGCUAUCGAUCCUACCUCAAUAAUCAACAGUCAUGGGGCUCUCAGAAUGGUAAAGAGAGAGUUACUGGUAAUGGAAGUGACUCGGAGAACUGGAGAGAGAGACGAGGGUCUGCGUCUUCAUUGUCCGUGUCAUCCUCCUCUUCAUCUUCACCUACAUCCUGCUCCUCAUCCUCUUCAUCAGCCAUGGCUGCAUUCAGCUCCACAAAAACAUUGUCCAGGCCCUUGAUUGGCAGACCUCCAAGCCCCUCCCCUCCGCCCAAAGACGAUUUGAUGGAGUUAUUGAUACAGCUGGGCCUGGAGAAAUACAACACAGUGUUUCAGGAUCAAGAGAUUGACUAUCAAACAUUCCUCACUCUCUCUGAAGAAGACCUGAAGGAAGUGGGUGUGUCCACAUUCGGGGCCAGGAGGAAGAUGCUGCUGGCUAUUUCUGAUCUAAAUAAAAGCAAGAUGAAACCCCCUGAAGCCCCUUUGGUUAAGUCUGGCUAUCUUGAGGGCGGGGCUAGUGGCCGUCUUCCACGAAUUAUGGAUGAGGAUGUAGCUGCCAGAAGUAACCGCUGGUGAAAAGAGACACUCAGUACACUUUCUAGGCUGCAUUAUCUACAAUACACUUCUGGCAAAUAGAGGUGUCCCUCAGGGUCCAGUAGUAAGACAAAAAAGAUUUAAUAAAGGGCUGAGUGUUACCGUUAAUUACAGAGGACCUAGAG
Messenger RNA from Colossoma macropomum (tambaqui), 2795 nucleotides. It is a transcript of the gene bicc2, whose product is annotated as bicaudal C homolog 2. Gene Ontology annotation, cellular component: cytoplasm. Bases 10 to 2652 code for a protein of 880 amino acids. Gene Ontology annotation, molecular function: RNA binding; protein binding. The transcript is spliced from 19 exons. NCBI's taxonomy places the organism in Eukaryota, Metazoa, Chordata, Actinopteri, Characiformes, Serrasalmidae. The record is from RefSeq and is a predicted model, not a curated record.